AUGAGCUGCUCGGCGGACGCCGUGAAGGAGAAGCUGCUGUGGAACGUGAAGAAGGAGGUAAAGCAGAUCAUGGAAGAAGCUGUCACCCGGAAAUUUGUCCAUGAAGACAGCAGUCACAUCAUCGCCUUAUGUGGUGUUGUGGAAGCGUGUCUCCUGCACAUGCUGAAGCGCAGGGCUGCUGGCUUCCUGCGGACUGACAAGGUGGCUGCACUGUUCACCAAAGUUGGCAAGACAUACACAAUAGCUGGAGACAUAUGCAAGAAAGUGCAGGAACUGCAGCAGCAGGUAGAAAGCAGGAAAAAUCAGCCAAAUGGGCAGGAACCCCUCAAGAGGCAGGGAUCAACCACAAGCAAAACACCUGUCCUGACACCUCAGGCCAUCAAACACAUAUGGGUUCGGACAGCAUUGAUUGAGAAAGUACUCGACAAGAUUGUGCAGUAUAUCGUCGAUAACUGCAGUAAAUAUUAUGAAAAAGAAGCUUUACUGGCAGAUCCUGUUUGUGGCCCAAUACUGGCUUCUCUUCUAGUUGGACCAUGUGCUCUGGAGUACACCAAGCUAAAAACAGCAGAUCACUAUUGGACAGACCCUUCAGCAGAUGAGCUUGUUCAACGACACCGGAUUCAUGGAGUACACGGCCGCCAAGACUCUCCUUCGAAGCGCCCAGCCCUGGGAGUCCGGAAACGACAUUCAAGUGGGAGCACAUCAGAAGAUCGCUUUGCUGCUUCGGCAAGAGAGUAUGUGGAGUCUUUGCACCAGAAUUCCCGAACACACCUUUUAUAUGGAAAAAACAAUGUCUUAGUCCAGCCGAAAGAUGACUUGGAGGCAAUUCCUGGGUAUCUCUCCCUUCAUCAGUCAGCAGAUAGUUUGACAUUAAAAUGGACUCCAAAUCAGCUGAUGAAUGGAACCCUUGGAGAUUCAGAGCUGGAGAAAAGUGUUUACUGGGACUACGCAUUAAUAGUGCCACUCAGCCAGAUCGUCUGCAUUCACUGCCAUCAGCAACAAAGCAGAUGGACAUUAGUCUUGGUGAGUCAGGAUGGAACUCAGAGACCUCCGCUGCACUUCCCCCAAGGAGGUCACCUCCUCGCAUUUCUCUCCUGUCUGGAAAAUGGUCUUCUGCCUCGUGGUCAGCUGGAACCACCACUUUGGUCCCAACAGGGCAAGGGUAAGGUAUUUCCAAAGCUUCGAAAACGGAACAGCAACAAAUCGGUGGACCUAGAGGAAAUGCCAGCUGAAGAUACUUCUACAGACUAUGUGUUCAGAAUUAUCUAUCCAGGACACAAGCAUGAUAACAUAACUAUUAACUACCACCACUUAGCUGCCAGCCGCUCUACCUCUGUUGACGAUGAUGAGGAGGAGGAAGAUAAGCUACACGCAAUGCUAUCAAUGAUCUGCUCUCGGAACCUCACAGCUCCUAAUAGGAUGAAAGACACCAGCGAAAUGAUAGAGAUGCAAGGCUUUGGGGCAAACUUGCUUUCAUGGCAGCUGGAGCACUGCAGCCAAGGCUCCUCGUGUGUCUCCUGUUCAACAGGCAGCUCUCCCUAUGAUAUACCCAGCUGUUGCAACUGCAUCCAUGAUAGAACUCCAUUAAAGAUGUUGUGUGAAAGCAUGAAGAGGCAAAUAGUUUCCAGAGCCUUUUAUGGAUGGCUUGCCUACUGCCGCCAUUUGUCAACAGUGCGAACGCAUCUGUCUGCCCUUGUGAACCACACUAUUAUCCCACCUGACAAACCAUCCAGUGCUGCAGGCGGCCUGACUAAAGAGGUCUGGAGCAAGUAUCAGAAGGACAAGAAGAAUUACAAGGAACUGGAAUUACUUAGAAGAGUUUACUACGGCGGGGUACAGCAUGAGAUUCGAAAGGAAGUAUGGCCAUUCUUGUUAGGUCACUAUAAAUUUGGCAUGGCCAAAAAGGAAAUGGACCAGGUGGAUGAAGACAUUGCUCUCCAGUAUCAGAAGGUCAUGGCUGAGUGGAAAGCCUGUGAGGUCAUUGUAAGGCAGCGAGAGAAAGAAUCACAUUCUGCUACGCUGGCCAAGUUUUCAUCAGGCAGCAGCAUUGACAGCCAUGUCCAGCGACUGAUUCACAGGGACUCCACCAUCAGCAACGAUGUCUUUAUAUCUGUAGAUGAAACGGACUCAGCAGAGCGGGACUCAAAAGGUCAGGACGACCCCACUUUCACCAUGCUGUCUGCCGACACGCCAGCAGCAGUAGCUGCCGUAGAGCAACAGUCUGUGGAGUUUGACUCCCCUGACUCUGGGCUGCCAUCCUCGAGGAACUACUCCGUGGCCUCAGGCAUCCUGUCCAGUAUCGAUGACGGGCAGAGUGUCUCCUUUGAAGAUGGGGCUGAAGAAGAAGCUAGCACUGACUUGGAAAGGACUGAUUCAGACAUAUCGCGUAUACAGAAAGCCAAGUCGGUUGUACUGCAGUCUCAGGAUUCUGUAUCAGAAGAGCAGCUGUGUUCCCAGGUGGAUUAUUUAAUGGAUGUUGCUUCUGUCUGCGCCGCAUCCUACACAAUAGAGUUAUUGGACACUGUUGCCUUAAAUUUGCACAGAAUUGAUAAAGAUGUCCAGAGAUGCGAUCGGAAUUACUGGUAUUUUACUGCCGAUAACCUGGAGAAACUCCGAAAUGUCAUGUGCAGUUAUGUUUGGGAGCACCUAGACGUUGGUUAUGUUCAAGGCAUGUGUGACCUCCUGGCUCCUUUGAUGGUUAUACUUGACAAUGAUCAACUGGCUUACAGCUGCUUCAGCCACCUGAUGAAGAGGAUGAGCCAGAACUUCCCCAAUGGAGGUGCUAUGGACACACACUUUGCCAACAUGCGGUCCCUAAUCCAAAUUCUAGACUCAGAGCUUUUUGAAUUGAUGCACCAGAACGGAGAUUACACUCACUUUUACUUCUGCUAUCGCUGGUUCCUGCUUGACUUUAAAAGAGAAUUGUUGUACGAGGAUGUAUUUACAGUGUGGGAAGUUAUUUGGGCAGCAAAGCACAUCUCUUCAGAACAUUUUGUCCUUUUCAUUGCCUUAGCACUUGUGGAAGUUUAUCGAGAGAUUAUCCGUGAUAACAACAUGGACUUCACUGAUAUCAUCAAGUUUUUUAACGAAAUGGCAGAGCAUCAUAAUGCCGAGGAAAUUCUGAGGAUAGCAAGAGACCUUGUCUACAAAGUGCAGACACUGAUUGAAAAUAAGUGAUCAUGAACAGACUGUCAUUGUGGG
Molecule: messenger RNA, 3201 nt
Organism: Haliaeetus leucocephalus (bald eagle)
Lineage: Eukaryota; Metazoa; Chordata; Aves; Accipitriformes; Accipitridae
Gene: SGSM2
Product: small G protein signaling modulator 2
Exons: 24
Coding region: 1-3177 (1058 amino acids)
Molecular function (GO): GTPase activator activity
Source: RefSeq, a predicted model, not a curated record